This is a messenger RNA of Oryza sativa Japonica Group (Japanese rice), 2213 nucleotides long. NCBI's taxonomy places the organism in Eukaryota, Viridiplantae, Streptophyta, Magnoliopsida, Poales, Poaceae. The record is from RefSeq and is a predicted model, not a curated record.
CUGAGUUCUGACUCCUGCUGCGCUCUCAGCGUCUGUAUUCUCCUCAGUUGGAUACUUGGAUGACUCCAUGAGCAUACUCCUACUAUCUGUCUAUCUCUGUCUCUCUCUCUCACACAAACACUACGAUAUGCUUGGGAGCUUCAUCUCAUCUGGACUUCAGACCACCCAAUUGCAUUGCUGUCUCCGGAAAUUUAGUACAUCUUGUUUAAAGGAAAAUCAGUGAAGUAGCAUGCAUCUGAAGAGGGGAAAAAAGUUACUACUCAAGUAACAAGAGGCUUCGUCUUUACCUACAUUCUGUGGUUUCAAGAUUGUGGUUUUCUAUUGAAUAGGAAUCUGAUUUAAGCUGCAAAUUUGAGUUGUCAUGGCUGGAGGUAAUACCCAUAGGAAGAAGUCUUGUGCUUGUUGCAAAGAAUACCUGGAGCAUCUGGGUGGAAAAAUGAGAUGUUUCCUCAGGCGAAUGGCUGCUGAUUCUAUGCACAGCAUGAUCAUGCCAGAUAGAUUUGUCAGCCAUUUUGGAGGAAAGAUCCCAGGAACCAUAAAAUUGGAAUCUCCUAAUGGUAUUUUGUAUGUUGUUGAAGUCACUGAGUGCAUGAAUAAGACACUCCUACAAUGCGGUUGGGAGGCAUUUGUUGAUGCUCAUAACAUAAAAGAGGGUGAAUCUUUGUUAUUCCGACACAUCGAGAAUUCCCGUUAUGAGGUUCUGAUUCUAGAUUCUGAUGACUGUGAGAAAGUAUUCUCCUGUGCUGGCAUAAGAAACGGUUCUUGUGUUCAAGACAAAACUGUAGAUCCUGUUGAUAGUUCAGGUAGCUCUAGUAAUGAUACCACGCAAUCAUCACGGAGUAGAAACACUGAAAAUUUGACAGCAAUGUGCUCUUCAUCUGAGAAAUCAGGAGAAGACAGUCCUUCUGGAUAUGAAUUUCAUGAGUCAGUUGAACCUCAGACACCUUCAGGGUCUGAUUACGUGCUAUCACGCAGGACUUAUUUAUCUGAAGCACAAAAGGAGAGAGUGGUCACGCAUAUCCAGGAUAUUCAACCUGAAAUUACUGUGUUUGUGGCUGUUAUGAAGAAGUGCAAUCUUCAGUCUCCAGCUCCUUAUCUGGUUAUUUCUAGCCGCUAUGCUUCUGUACACUUUCCACGUGAAACCGCAACUAUCACGCUUCAGAGGCCAAGCAAGAGAAAGAAGUGGUAUCCCAGGUUCUACAAGAGAAUAGACAAGAGUGAUCACAUGCUUAGGGGACAGUGGCAAAACUUUGUCCAUGACAAUUGUCUGCAGGAAGAAGACAUCUGCCUCUUCGUACCAACAAAAGGAGGAAGAAACUUCGCGUUUACUGUCCAUUUGCUCCAAGCAGAAGUGACUCAUUCCAGGGAUGGGACUGAUGUUCACAAGAUUGGCUCAAGUCAAAACAAAAGAAAUUCAAAGAUGGCUUCACAAGUCCAUAUUAAGGAGGCACCAGGGGGGGACGUUUCCUCUGAGAGCAACAAGCAUGGAGUUUCACACGAAUCACUGGAGAGUGAAGACUCUGACGGUCCUUCUGAACCUCCCUACAUCUCAUCAAUGAGACGCCGGUUAUCUCAAUUGCAGAAGAAGACAGUUGAGGAGAAAGUGCGAGCCAUCCAAUCUGAAAUUCCCAUUUGUGUAGCAACCAUAAGCAAACUUGCUGGCAGUGGUGGCAAGGGGAAAUUCCGCGGACUAGAGCUAAGUUCGCGAUAUGCUGCCUCAUAUCUUCCGGAUAAAAAUCAUCAAACUUUGGUGCUCCAAUGCAAGGGGAUGAUCUGGCAAAUCAAUUUGGUGGUGCGUCGUAGAUAUACAAAGGGAAAGAGGUGGUUCCUUACUGCAGGUUGGCGCAAAUUUGCUCACGACAACCGCCUUCGUGUCGGGGACUUCUGUCUGUUCGAACUGAAGAAGAAGAAGAAGCUCACCAUGGAGGUCCAUAUCAUUUCCAAUCUGCAGCGUUACCCUGAAGUAGAGUAGAAUGAUGCAUAAUGUCUGAUCGAUGAUACUUUGGAAGCUUAUUUUUUCUUGUUUUGUAAUCAGAAUUCCGAAAGGAGGAUGAAACCUGUUUGUAUUUGUUCUUCAAUUUGCUUGUUUUGCAACCUGAAGUCCGAAAGGGUAGGAGGAUGAAACCUAUUUGUAUUUGUGAAUGAUGUUAACUUUCCGAUGCACUAUAUCCACCUUGUGAGGCCCUGAGAAUUUGUGGUCUUCAGUUUUUCUA